Drosophila subpulchrella is the source of this 5980-nucleotide messenger RNA. Its product is annotated as protein stoned-B. The transcript has 7 exons. Gene Ontology annotation, cellular component: AP-2 adaptor complex; synaptic vesicle. Gene Ontology annotation, molecular function: clathrin-cargo adaptor activity. The coding region runs from base 36 to 3827 and encodes 1263 amino acids. The record is from RefSeq and is a predicted model, not a curated record. Gene Ontology annotation, biological process: regulation of endocytosis; clathrin-dependent endocytosis; synaptic vesicle endocytosis. NCBI's taxonomy places the organism in Eukaryota, Metazoa, Arthropoda, Insecta, Diptera, Drosophilidae.
AAAUAUUCAAGCACAGAUAAACAACAGGAGAAAUCAUGGCCAAUCCUUUUUUGAUGGACGACGACCUGGAUGGCGGCGAUUUGGCCGCCAAUCCAUUUCUCAUGCAGUCUGAGCCGGAACCUAGCACAGAUAAUCCAUUUGGAGCAGCUACUGGUGCUUCUAAUCCCUUUGCCUUUGGUGGCGAUGAUCUCGAAACGGGGGCGGAACCGGAGGUGGAAGCAGCCCAUGAUAAUGAUCUCGAUCCUGCGAUGAGUUUCUUUGGGACCACGAUCGAGGCGGAAGACGAUGCGUUGAGUUUGAAAUCAGGUGCCGAGGAGGAAGACGAGGGCGUCAAAAAACCGGCCCAAUCGCAGUCACAUGUGCACCCGCCUCCUCCACGCCCCCAGGCUCCCCCACAGAGCACACAAGAUCUAAUUAGCACGGUGUCCAAUCAGUUGGAGGAGACCAGUUCGGAGCUACUAGGUCGCAUACCCGCCACCCGAUCUCCCAGUCCCGUUUCGAUGCGGGAUCUGCACUCGCCGAGUCCCACUCCGGACUCUGGACUCGCUGAUCUCCUGGAUGUAUCGGUGGAUAGUGGGUCGAGUGCCCAUACUCAAGGCAUGGAUGUUGAUUUGAUUGGGGUAGCUGCAGGUGGUGUGCCCUUGGAUAAUCCCUUCGCAGUGCCGACGGCUGUGCCUAAUAUACAGGCGGCAGCACCACUGCCAGCCACGCCAGUAAAGCAGCCUCCACGCCCACCACCGCCACGCCCCGCUCCGCCACGUCCCUCACCCCCUGGUCAGAUGGCGCCCCAAAGACCUCCGCCACCGGUUGCUGCAGCUGCUUCACGGCCAGCCGCCGCAGAAGCGGAUGAUCUUCUGGACAUGUUUGGCACCACGUCGAACAAGCCGGUCAAGCCGCCACCACCCAAGUCCAAGGAAGAUAUUCUGAGUCUUUUCGAGCAACCACAAGCUCCGCCAGCACCCAAACCGGAUUUACUUCAUGACGAUUUACCCGAAACGAAGGUGGAGGAUGUGCCGCUGGAACUGGUGGAUCCCGACGAGGACCAGGGGGAUGGGACCACCUCACGGGAUGACCCGGUAUUCACCUCCCUGCUAAUACGACCAGAUGAGAGUACCCAUGACAUAACAUCCCAACCGCAGGCGGCUACGGGUUUGGAACGGCAGGCGAAUCACAUGGCGGCGCCACCGGAAACGCCCAGCAGACAGAGGGCACCCACGCCGGAUAUCGAGAUCACAACGGUGGAGGAUCUUCCGCGUUCCGAUGAUGAGGAUGAAGCUGAUGUUAAGCAGGUACCGGAGGCGGAUGCAGAACCAAAAAUUGAGCCAGAAGCGGAGCCCGAGAUCAUCUCUGAUCACAGCCCGCCAACGGAAUCACUUGUUACUACCCAGGCCGCCCUUGCCGAUAAUGAGCCACUGGCUAGUGAACCUGAGCCAGAGCAAAUGGACACCGGUCUGGACUUUCCGCUGGCCACCAGUGGCCUGGCCAGUGGUCAGUUGUCCGCUAACCCCUUCGCCAGCCCUGACGAGGAUGAAGAACCAAGCUUCGCACCCGUUCCCGUGGCGGUGGCCAAUAUUUUUGCCGUGGAUGAUCUGGAGCCGGAAGUGGAGCCUCCGCAGACGGAAGUGUCUUCUAGCUAUACUGCAAAUAUUUUUGCGGCCGAACCGGACGAAUUCGACGCCUUCUCGGCCAAGUUCGACUCGGUGAAGAAGGACAACAUCAGCAUACUGGAUGGUUUUGGAGGAUCCGGAGCCAUAACGCCCACGGGUGGAGAUGCUUGGGGGGACAGUGCUUUUGGCUCUGCUACAAUCUCGGCGAAUGCCUUUGGCGACACCAAUUCAGCAGACGAUGGAUUCGGCAAUGAGGACGAUGAUUUCUAUGCUAUGCAGGCGCCCGCUCGCGCGGAUUCCGUGGAAUCGGUGGAUAAGGAGUUUAGCGUAAUCAUCCGACCGAAGGCUGAGGGAACUGGAGUAGUGGCUCCCCAACUGGCGCCACCACCACCGCCGGUGCGUGUUGCCAAUCAGGCACAUACCACAUCACCGCCCGGUUCAACUGUAAAUCCCUUUGAAGAUGUCAGUGGCUUUCCGGCUCCUGGCCCACUACCUAUCGAUGGAACCGCCAUGAAACGCACGGACUCGCAAGACACGCCACAGACACCACUCUAUGACGAGGAUGUAUCGCAGCCACUAGAGGAGUUUCCGCGACUCCAUUAUGUGGGACCCGGCUGGGAGAUGCAACUGCGUCAGCCUAACAAGAAGAAGAUUACCGGACAACGCUUCUGGAAAAAGAUCUUUGUCCGCCUUGUGGUGCAGAACGACGUUCCGGUGGUCCAGUUGCUCAACCAGGCAGGCGACAAACAGCCCUUCCAGGAACUGCCAUUGCAACCCUCGUAUUCCGUGUCUGAAAUUGGGGCCCAGCAGUACGACCAGUUCGGCAAGAUAUUCACGAUGAAGCUACAGUACAUUUUCUACAAGGAGCGACCCGGCGUAAGACCCGGCCAGGUGACCAAGGCGGAGCGGAUCACAAACAAGCUGACGAAGUUCGCACAAUACGCCAUCGCUGGCGACUACGAGGGCGUCAAGGAGUUUGGAAGCGAUCUCAAAAAACUGGGCCUGCCCGUGGAGCAUGCGCCGCAGUCUUCCCAGCUCUUCAAAAUCGGUUCGAUGAACUACGAGGACAUGAAGCAGUUCUCCAUUUGUAUCGAGGAAGCGCUGUUUAAGCUGCCUGCCCUGCGGGAACGAGCGUUAACUUAUAAAAUGGAAGAGGUCCAGGUGACCGCCGUGGAUGAGAUCACUGUGGAACAGGACUUCGAGGGCAAGAUCCUCAAGCAGAUUGCCCGGGUGCGACUCUUCUUCCUCGCCUUCCUCACCGGCAUGCCAACCAUAGAGUUAGGCGUGAACGACAUGUGGCGGCAGGGGAAGGAGGUCGUCGGCCGGCACGACAUCAUCCCGGUGGCCACCGAGGAGUGGAUCCGACUGGAGGCCGUUGAGUUUCACAGUGUGGUCAAUCAGCAGGAGUAUGAGAGAACGCGCACCAUCAAAUUUCAACCGCCCGAUGCCAACUAUAUUGAACUGCUGCGCUUCCGUGUGCGUCCGCCCAAGAAUCGCGAACUUCCGCUGCAGCUAAAGGCCACCUGGUGUGUCACAGGCAACAAAGUCGAACUACGAGCUGAUAUCCUGGUGCCGGGAUUCACCUCACGCAAGCUGGGACAAAUCCCCUGUGAGGAUGUCUCGGUGCGCUUCCCAAUUCCCGAAUGCUGGAUAUACCUGUUCCGCGUGGAGAAGCACUUUCGAUACGGUUCAGUCAAGUCGGCACAUCGGCGAACUGGCAAGAUCAAGGGAAUCGAGCGGAUACUGGGUGCCGUGGACACGUUGCAGGAGUCGCUGAUAGAGGUGACCUCGGGGCAGGCCAAGUACGAGCACCAUCAUCGGGCUAUUGUGUGGCGUUGUCCCCGUUUACCCAAGGAGGGUCAGGGCGCUUAUACCACGCAUCAGCUAGUCUGCCGUAUGGCCCUUACUUCGUAUGACCAGAUCCCAAGCGAACUGGCGCCGUACGCAUUCGUGGAGUUUACUAUGCCCGCCACGCAGGUCUCGCAUACCACCGUGCGCUCCGUGAGUGUCCAGGAUUCGGAUGCCGAUGAACCGCCGGAGAAGUACGUUCGCUAUUUGGCACGGCACGAGUACAAGGUUGGCAUCGAGACCACGCACGGCGAGUCCACGAACGCGUACCUGGCGGCAACGCGUCCCAUUCGCGAGGAGCCACCAAGCACGGCCAUCAAGUCCACUGCAUCCCCGGUCCCGCCCAGCGAUUCGGACACCGAUUCCAACUAAGCUGGCAUCGCCGAGCUACUGAAACGGAAAUCCAAAUUCCCAAGUGAAUUGAACGGCAGUGCAUCCAAUCAGCUUUCUGUAGAUAUUCCACGUUCAUGGUUUUCCCAAUCGUUCUUGUUAUAUACCUAUUAUACAAUACACAUAGAUAUAUCUUGCCCCUAAUAUAUAUUUUUGUGUGCGUCUGCGCCAAUUUUUUCCCUCUAGCUUUUGCAGCGGGUUCAUCGCGUUCGGUUUAGGUAAAGAGUAGUAGACAAUAAGGUUAAGUGCAGCAAGUGAUGUGUUCGAAGAUUACGAAGCAGACGAAUAGAUGAACACUGUGUAAAAAGCCAAAUGAAUGAAGACCGAGAUAAAGCUAAUGGAUCUGUGGACACGUCAACGGAGGAAAAGAUAGCGAAAGCGUCAUAGGUACCCUAUAUCCUACAAACCAUAUAGCCACAGCCAUAACCACAUGAACUAACUUAGCCUACCCUAAAAGAAAACUAAAUUGCUUUACUUGUAGCCACACGAUCAUGUUAAAGGUAAUUGAUAUCAGACCAGAAUCGUACGUAAAACAACUCAUACAUAUGCAUAGGGAUAAUGGUUAUAAUCUCAAGACACAAACAUACUCACAUGAAGCAUAUAUCCAAUAACUGAUGUUAUCUGAAGUAAGCACGAAGCCAGGGAAAUGAAAAGCAAUUUCACCAUACAGCAUUCCAAAAACAAAGGCUACAGUGCACGUAUGUAUGGGAAACCACUAAUAAAACGAGCUGCCAGCCUCACAUAAGACUAAUCAACGCUGGCCCCAGCAGCCAAUAUCGCAUAAUGUUAACCAAAUGUUGAAUUCUGGUACAAAUCGCCAGCUUCGAAUAGUUUAAUUAAAACAGGAGUAAGAUGCCAGUUUUAGACGACGUUAUCAACCCUCGAAAGAGCUGCUUUACAUAAAGUCAAUCAACACUGGUCAGAUUACAUAUGUAUGUAUGGUGGACGUGAAUCUUUAAACUAUCCAUAGCCAUCAAAUACACUUUAAGCCCUAUGUAUACCAUUGAUUUAACGAUACAUUUAGAGAUGAAUUCAGAACUCCAAGCUAAAGUAAAAACCUAAAUGGAAAUGCAUAUUCAAAUGUUAUUGUUGUGAAUCAAAUUAAAUUGUAUUCAAACUAAAAUAAAAAGUACAUAAAGGAAAACAGUAUAGGCAGAUCAUAUUUGUUAACGUAAAAAAGUAAAUUAAAGUGUAUGAUGACACUAAAAUUAAACAUUUAACUAAAUCAAGAUAUUCAUAACUAUUUGCCAUACAUAUUGAUUGAUUCAUUGAGUUUACUAGGAAGGUUGCAUAAAACUAGAUUUGUUAAUUACGUGUUAAAAGAAUAUAUUCUACGAACCCAGCCUAACCACCUCCUAAAAUAUUUGCUUGUUACGAUUUCUUCUCCACUCCAUAUUCCAUGUCAGACAACAAUCCUACAAAUACAUAAAACGACUCGCAAUGGAAUCACAAUUAAAUAUUAAUAGAGAAUGUGUAUAUUGUAUUAUGUAUGUUACACUAUUAACCUACGUUGUAUUUUCUUUAUCGUCUAAAACAUUUGUAUUGUAUGUACAAUAAAAACGAAGGAAACCCAUGUAAACAAACCGAACGGUUGACAAACAUUCUCACAUGUUAUAUUUAUAGAUUAAUUACACUAGUUUACAGGCGAAAUGCUCCAAGAAGGAUGAUGGUAGUUACUAGUUGGACCCCUAGGUCACAAAAAAAAAGUUUAUUUUACAUUUCAAAGUUUGCCGAGUUGUAGCUCUCAAUAUACUCAUAUAUCACCUAAGUUGAUUUAUCGCAACUCGAGAUAAAAUUAAAAAAUCGGAGAUACCAAACAAAUUUUCUUUAAAAAAAUCUUUUAAAAAUGAAUUCUAUACAAGUUUGUUAAACUUCUUUUGUUAAGGUCUAGGGGUUCAACUCUACCAGGAACUACCAUCAUCCUUGUUGGAGCAUUUUCAAAACAUUAUUUUGUAAACUAGUGUUAUACAAGAAUCGAUGUUCCGACUACGAUAUAUGCUCUCGAUCCGUGUCGGAUUGACGACAUAUACUGCGCUGGGAUCGGUCGUUAUUAUAUAAAUAUACGGCGCAAGCCAAUGGUAUUAACCGAUAAACUAAAUACAGUAUAAUAAAUUAUUAUGAACCUGACAAAAAAA